AUGGUCCGCUACGCAGAGGUGAACGCUAGCGCUUCGGCCCACGGAGUGGGUGCUGUUGAAACACCAACAUUAUUACCGAAUUCCACGCCAUUGUACAUAGGAGCAGGCCAUCGCCACUGUGAAACAUUUCUGUGGAGUCCUUUUAUAGCCGGAUCGGAGAUAAGACGCCAACGUGACACUACGACGCGUGCUCCAUCGCGUCUCCCGUCCUCGACCUCACCGCCUUCGUACAAUGAACGGUGGGGUGUUCGCCGUUCCCAUCGCGAGGUCUUGUCCCAUCACGACUGUACAAUUUCUUGUUAUAGGUGGCUUCGCCACGUGCCCUUGGGGCUCAGAAGUUGCCCGGUGCACCCAGCGCGGCUUAUUCGAAGCGACAGCCGGAGGGUGCGACGAACUGUAUACAACAUCAUGUCAAAUGGCAUGAAUGGUGACUGCAUUGAUAAAGACAAUUCGAAUAUGCUGCAAACUCUAUCAAUAGGAGGUCCCCUCAUAUUCCCGUCACUCGUGUCGAAUGCGAGGCGAGGAAAUGUCUUGUCUGCUCGAGCUUCCCUAUAUUGA
Molecule: messenger RNA, 558 nt
Organism: Penicillium salamii
Lineage: Eukaryota; Fungi; Ascomycota; Eurotiomycetes; Eurotiales; Aspergillaceae
Source: the annotation of a GenBank genome assembly